Messenger RNA from Erinaceus europaeus (western European hedgehog), 463 nucleotides. Its product is annotated as neutrophil defensin 1-like. The transcript is spliced from 2 exons. Lineage: Eukaryota; Metazoa; Chordata; Mammalia; Eulipotyphla; Erinaceidae. Gene Ontology annotation, cellular component: extracellular matrix. The record is from RefSeq and is a predicted model, not a curated record. The coding region runs from base 48 to 362 and encodes 104 amino acids. Gene Ontology annotation, biological process: antibacterial humoral response; antimicrobial humoral immune response mediated by antimicrobial peptide; cellular response to lipopolysaccharide.
UCACAACUCUUAUCUCAUCCUGACCUGACCUCCAGGUAAUUCCCAGCAUGAAGUUCCUGACCCUGCUCUCUGCCCUUCUCCUCCUGACCCUGCAUGGGCAGGCUCAGCCCGUGGGAGAGGCACCUGACCAGCUGCCCACAACCCAGGAACAAGUUCCCAUGACUAAUGAGGACACCCCUCUGGACCAGACUAUGACUGAGGAGCAGGGCAUGGCCAUCUCCAUUACAGGUGAUGAACAGCUUGCUGAAGAUGCUACAGGCUCUCGGAGAAGCAUGAAGUGCUACUGCAGAGUGAGAAGGUGUGAUCCCUGGGAGCGCCGUAUUGGAUACUGUAGCACCAAGCUAAAGCUUUGCUGUAAAUGAGCUUUGUGGGCGAGACUCAAAGCUGUUUGCCUUCCUGCUGUAUACCCAGAAAAGCAUUGACUCUUCAUGAUUUGUAACCUUCCUUCUCUUGGUUGAAUAAA